This is a messenger RNA of Myotis davidii, 3447 nucleotides long. RefSeq names its product Ellis van Creveld syndrome 2 (gene EVC2). The record is from RefSeq and is a predicted model, not a curated record. Gene Ontology annotation, biological process: smoothened signaling pathway. Lineage: Eukaryota; Metazoa; Chordata; Mammalia; Chiroptera; Vespertilionidae. The transcript is spliced from 21 exons. Gene Ontology annotation, cellular component: ciliary membrane; plasma membrane protein complex. Bases 1 to 3069 code for a protein of 1022 amino acids.
AUGAGGGGCGGCGGGGCUGGCGUCUGGUGGCGUGGAGACAUUUCAAGAGACACUCAAGGAACUUCUGAGGACGGAGUGGUUUUUCAGAAAUGUGCGGUGGUGUCGGGGCCGAGCGUGGCACAGACGGCCCAGGUGCGUCUGCUGGUGAACAACACCGCGGGGCCGGGGGCCGCCGACCUGUCGGAUCUGCUUUUGCUCGACAACAUCACCGGCCUCGCCGUCAGGGAGUCGGCGGGAAACAAGACGUCGGCUGGGCUGCAGGCCUUCAGGCAGCGGUUUCUGCAAGUUGGAGACUCCUUCUCAGUCAGCUACACAGCCUCGCUGGAGGCCGGGGACCGUGGGCGUGGAGAGGUCCUGGUGCUGCCGGCGCUGCUCACCUUCCGGAGCGCCUCCGCGAACAGAACACAGCUGAAAGCCCUGCUCACCAUCACAGCAGAGGAAACAGUAACGGUUCUACCAAACCACGGCCUUCACGCAGCCGGCUUCUUUGUGGCCUUCAUCGUCUCCCUUGUGCUGACCUGGGUCACGCUUUUCUUCAUGGUUCGCUAUCAGUGUUUCAAGAGAAGCAUGUUCACCAGGUAUCAGGCUCGGCAUCAGGAGAGCAGGCUGGAGCACUCCCAGUUCACGGCGGCCGGCGGUGUGAAUGAGGAUCUGGCUCUGAAUGACCAGAUGAUCGGCAUCCUGUCCUCAGAGGACCCCGGGAGCAUGCUGCAGGCCCUGGAAGAGUUGGAGAUUGCAACCCUGAAUCGGGCCGACUCAGAUCUGGAGGCUUGUCGGACCCAAAUCAGCAAGGACGUCAUCGCCCUUCUGCUGAGAGAUCUGAGCAGCGGGGGCCACCUCGCCCCUCAGGCGGAGAGGAGGAUGGGCGCCGCUUUCAAAAAGCAGUUUCUGAUGCUGGAGAAAGAAAUACAAGAGGAGUAUGAUCGCAAGAUGGUGGCUCUGGCGGCCGAAUGUGACCUGGAAACAAGGAAAAAGAUGGAAAACCAGUUCCAGAGGGAGGCAGCGACGAUGGAGGAGGCGGAAGAACUGCUGAAGCAUGUUAGCGAGAGGUCGGCGGGCGAGUGCAGCAGCCUCCUGCGGACCCUGCACGGCCUGGAGCAGGAGCAGCUGCGGCGCUCCCUGGCUCUGCAGCAGGAGGAGGACUUCGCCAAGGCGCACAGGCAGCUGGCCGUCUUCCAGAGGAGCGAGCUGCACAGUAUCUUCUUCGCCCAGAUCAAAAGUGCUAUUUUCAAAGGAGACCUGCAGCCAGAGGCCGCCAAAAUGCUGCUGCAAGAUUACUCCAGAAUACAGGAGGAAGUGGAAGAGCUGAUGGACUUCUUCCAGGCCAGUAAGAGGUGCCACCUGAGUAAGAGGUUCGGCCACAGGGAGUACCUGGUGCAGACCAUGCAGUCGGCGGAGACCCGCGUGCAGGGCCUGCUGAGCGCUGCUGCUGCCCAGCUGACCCUCCUCAUCCAGAAACACGAGAGAGCAGGGUACCUGGAUGAAGAGCAGACGGAGGAGCUGAUGGAGCGGGCUCAGACGGAAGUCUUCUCCAUUAAACAGAAGUUGGACAAUGACCUAAAGCAGGAAAAGAAAAAGCUCCACCAAAAAUUAAUAGUUAAGAGAAGACGAGAGAUGCUGCAAAAGCACAAGGAGCAGCGCCGGGAGCAGCUGGCCCUCGGGGAGGCCUUCCGAGCAGCCGAGGACGUGGGCCAGUACCUGGGCCGGUGGCGGAGGGAUGUCACCAGCCACACCCUGUCCCUGCCCCCCAGGAGGCUCUGCGGCUCCCCCUUCUCCCUGUCCGAGGAGGAGCUGCUCCGGAUACGGCAGGACGUGCACAGCUGCUUCGCUCAGAUGGACAGGAGCCUGGCCCUGCCCCGAAUCCGGGCCCGCGUCCUGCUGCAGCAGCUGCACACGGCCUGGCGGGAGGCAGAGUUCCUGAAGCUGGACCAGGCCCUGGCUGCCCCCGAGCUGCAGCCACAGGCCAAGGCGAGGAAGCCGCGCGCCAAGAGUAAAAGCAAGACCGACCUUCUGAGGAAGUGCAUUGAAGAUAAAAUCCAGCUCUUUGAUGGCCCGGCCCCGGAGGACCUGCUGGAAAAGGUCCGCGCCGACCUGCUGCGGGAGCGGGUGCAGCAGCUGGAGGCCCAGGAGGGCCGCUUUGCCGAGUCCCUGGUCGCCCUGCAGUUCCAGAAGUCCGCCGGGGCGGCCCGGACGCUGUGGGCCUACACCGCCCUCCUGAGCGUCCAGCACCUGCUCCUGGAGGAGCUGAGCGAGUCGGAGACGCUGACCAAGGCGGCCUGCGCCCAGAUCCUGGAGUCCCACAGCCCCGAGCUCCAGGAGCUGGAGAGGAAGCUGGAGGAGGAGCUGGCCCACCAGGAGGCCGCCCAGCGGCAGCGGCAAUGGAGCCAGGAGCUCCUGGAGCGCCAGCAGCAGAGCCUGCGGGAGGAGCAGGAGCGCAGCGCUGUGCUCGAAGACCUGCUGGAGCGCAUGGAGGCGGACGCCUUCGUGGGCCUGUACAGCCAGGAGCUGCGGCUGGCCUCGUACCUGUCCAAGCUGACGAUGGUGCCCGCAGGCACGCUGCGCUGCCUCCUGAGCGUGGCUCUGCCCGCAGCCCCACAGCCUGAGCUGCUGGCCUUGCUGGAGUCGCUCAGCCAGAAGCAGCUGGACCCCGCGGUGGAGCAUGACGGCGGCGGGGAACAGGCCGACCUGGGCCAGAGGGGGAAGCACCAGGGCUGGUGGCAGGCCUUAGAGAGCAGGCUGCGCGGAGAACUGAGAAGCAGCGGCCGGGACAAGAUGCUGUGGGCGCGCCGGAGGAAGGAGAGCAUACUGAGGAAGACGUGCCCCCCUCUCAGAGAGCGGACGGUGUGCUCAGGGAAAGGGGGCUGGCCACACCUGUCCCUGGAGUCCAGUGGCGACCUGGUGCCCGUGCCCAUCGUCGGGGCAGAAGCCAUUGAUUUAUUGAACACGGGCGAAAAGCUCUUUAUAUUCAGAAAUCCCGAGGAGCCAGAGAUCUCGCUGCGCGUUCCUCCCAGGAAGAAGAAGAACUUCCUGAAUGCCAAGAAGGCCGCCUGGGCCGCGGGCGUGGACUAGCCAGCAGGAAGGCGCCAGGGACUGAAGACGGGACGACGUGCUUUCUCCUGCCCACCUGUGUGGGUAUAGGGCACAAUCUGCAAAUGUCAACUGCAGGUGGCAGACACAGACACCCCAACAAACCCCGACUUUCAGGGACCCAGUUUGCUCUGUUCUUAUGAAUUCCAAGAGGGCCCGUUCCCUUUGGAGGGACGUGGUGAGAGGGGACCAGCCGUGAGCACUCGGUGCCCGCACCCCGAGGGCCUGCGGUGACCAGCCCCCCUGCACGUCCUCCAGUGUCCGGCUGCGGAAAGGGCUGGGUGUGGAAGGCAAGGCUCUCUCUUCUUACAUAUUCUGUGUUUGUCGGGAAUUUUCAAGAAUAAAUGUAUUUUACACAAA